AGUGAGGAAAGGGUUCUGAGAGCCUUGGAAGUGAUAUUCGUGAUCACCGCGAAAUUCUCUAUCGAAUGGUGUAUGAAGUGUCGAAAAAUAAAUUUCACUGCAAGGCUGCCCUGGGUGCAUCUUAUCUUCAAUCUAAGUUUCAGUGACAUAAUUAAAAAAUGGUGUAAUUCCAUUAGUGUAUUUAUACAUUUUUUUAUCAUAAACUACAACUGUUUUCUGUACACUAUUAAUUUUGACAAAGAAAACCGUUGCUCAAUUGAUUUUUUUCACUAAAUUUUAUAAACUUUUUUUGAAACAUAAAAUUGUAGUAUACAUUUUUUGUUGUUCCGUUAUAUCAACACCAUGUUUUACAAGGGAUCUACAAAGUUGUCGACGAAAUAACAUUUUGAUUUAUGUUGUGAAUACCCUAUGUGGAUGUAUCAUUCGAAGCACUAGACCAUAAUUAAGUUUAUAGAAUGUGCGCCAAUAAUGAUGAGAUUAAAAUAUAUCUUACGUACUACUAAGGAUUCAUAUCUCAUCUAUAUCUCUAAUUUAUUUAGAACCAAAAGAAAAUUUAUAUUAUUAAGCAUAGAUUGACCACUUUAAACUAGUAUUUUCAUUGAUUUCUUUAAAUAAGAAUGUUAUUCGAAUUAAUUGCUCAUAUUACUCAUUUUUGCUAAUUGCUUAAUUGCUCAUAUCACACUCGAACAUAUUAUUUGAAUAAUAUAGUAAAUAUAGUAAUAAUAGUCUGAUUUUGUUACAUUGGAUAAAAUCAGAAAGGACAAUAGUUUAGCCAUUUGAAAUGCUUUAACAGUUGUUAAACUGAGUAAUCAUGUAUGAAUGAAAUAAUAUUUUUAUUUAUUUAAAAGAAAAUGUUUUACAAAACGAGAAUCAAAAACAAAUUAUAAUUGAUGAUAGAUUUUUCGUCAAACAUCUUGAAUAUUCUCAAACCAGUAACUAAUAUUGUACAGAAUAUCCAGUUUCUUUUUUCGUUAUCAUUCUCUUUUAGAAAUACUCAAUUAUUGUAGUCCUGUUGAGAAGAGAAUGGGUGAUUGAGCGUCUGAUUUAUUAGUACGAACAACGUACACAUUAUGAGGUGAAGUGGGAAAAAGAAAUAUCUUUAACCAGAUGUUUUGAGAAUGACAUACUCUGCUUUUUUUUUUUCAACUCAGCCUAUAUGUGGAUAUAAAGAGAUAACUCUAUAUUUUAAGCAUGAAUAAUAUAUUUUUUUUCUCUUUCUUAUAUCUUCUAUCCGCUGGAUAAAGAUGAUGUUGAUGAGCACCUUAACGGUCACAAUAUUGAAGAAGGAAUAAGGCGUAAAAAAUAUGCUUUUCUUCUUGUAAAGUUCAUACCUCUUUGUGGCAUUAUUUGCAUUAUUUAUGUAAUCUCUCUUAAGAUAUAUUUGGAUAGUGAUUUGUGAAACAUGUCCGAAAAAAGAAGAUUGAUCGAAUUUAAAAGAGUAAAUCAUGUAAGUAAAAAAGAAAAGUAUGUAUUUGGUGAUUAUAUCUUUCGAUUUUGUGUUCGUAUUUCUCUUAUAUAAAGUGAACAAACGGUUUACUUUUUAUCCAAAUUCUUGUUUUUAAGCUUGUUUAUAUUCGGAGACUGUAACGUAUGUUGUGAUAUCACUAAAUCUUUAAAAUAAAACAGAUUUAAUCCAUAAAGAAAAACUAAGUGCGUUUGUCGCAGUAAACUUCGUCUGAACAAUGGACUCAAUGAUUCUACUUCGAAUAACUCUAUAUAAUCCGAAAGGGGACAUCUUUGCUGAUAUGCACGUAUUAUUUCAUUAGUAAUUUAAUGAUAAGAAUAUUUGACAUGAUUACAUCAAAAAAUUGCAGGCAAUAUUUAUUUUGUGUGAAAAAAGAAAACAAAGUGGUGCCAUGAUAAAUAUCCGAUAUAAUUAUUUUUUUUCUACGCUUCGUUGAAACGGAUACACAUGUUGAUGAACACUUCCUUCCUAUGAGUGAAGUGUGUCUAGAAGAAAGUUAUUCACCUUGGAUUUAGGCAAUAUCAGCAGUCUUAAUUAGUAAACUAUUUUUCAACAACAAGAUUCUUUGCUAUUAUGACAGGUGCAUUCAAGUCUAUCUGGUGUAUUGAUAAAGAGAGAAGGCAAAAAACAGAAAACAGAAUUUAUGAAUUGUAGAAAAUCAACAUCGAGAAUUGUAUAGAAAUACUUUAUAUAGACUAAUCAUUUUCGUCUGUGAAUUAUAUCGUCAAAAAAAAAAAAUCAUAAAUCUUCCGAAAUAGUUAACAUAGUUCUGCUGUACGUCAUAGAAAACAGUAUCUUUAGACUAAAUUUAGUAGAACAAAUCUUCCUUUCCCUCAUAUAGAUUAUCAAACUUCAGUUUUAACAAGUACAUGGUCAUAAAUAGAGAUAGCACGUGAGAAAAUGUCUACUAUGUAUGCUUGUAAUUUCAUGAAUGAAAAUGACAUCUAUCACUCAAUACUUAGACUAGAGAGGAGGUAACAUUUUCUGCACUAAAAUAACAUUCCUUCAUAAGAUAGUUUCAUUCAAAUUUUGAAUGAAAAUUAACUAUUUCGAUUGACUCUGAUUUAUGUUAAAAAAACAAAGAGAAAGCAAAUAUAAUUAUAUUAUCAUAUUCUAUAUUUUAUCACAAAAACAUAAAAAAUAUGAUUUGGCUAAUCCUGCCACAUCAAGUGUCCAUAACUGUCUAUAAUAAAUUAUUAGUUUUUGAUAUUUUUCCGACUUGUCAUACUGAAUUUUUGUUUUUCUCCUUGUUAAAUGAUAGUUAUUAUUUGAAUACCUGACCGUAUAUUACUCUAUCAAUUAUCGAUUGUCAGAUUACUGACAAAUCUGAUAUUGUCGCUAAUAUAUUUACUUCAAACAAAAAACAUAUAUAUAUCAUAUUGAUAUAUGAAUAUUGUUUUUCUUUUCCUUUAACAAGCAUGAAAAUUAUAUUUGCACAUUAUUUUUCGAUUAUACGAAAAAUCUCCGUGUUUUCUAAUGUCGACUCUUUUUUUUUUUGUUUUGUUUUUUAGAGUAGAAAAUAAACAUCUGUUGUUGUUUUUUCUUCUAAAAUCUGUAUAGAAAAGAACAAAUGAUAGGUAUAAGGUGUGUAUGUAACAGUCUUUUUUUUUUAACUUACUCUUUAGAAUUUUUUCAUUUCUUUUUUCCUUAUCAAAUGUUUCGACACAAUUUCACUUUUUUUUUUUUUUUUUUAAUCAAAAAAAGCAUAAUAGAUAAGAAACGAAAACACAUUCUAUAAUGUCACUAUAUGACUGUUUUGCUUCUAUUACAGAGAAGUUCAGUACUGUUUUAUAACUCAGAAAAAAAAAAACCGUAACAUAUUUAUUGUUCUGUACAUAACAUUAUUCUUAGCGUUCUAUCAUUAAUCAUAUCACUUCUCUAUCAACGCACACACGUAUUGAAAUUACAAAAUUAUGAAAAUAGAAAGCAACAUUAAUUCGUUUAAAAAGAAAAACAAUACUCAUAAAUCAAUCAAUAAGUCAACUUUCUCUUUUCUGUCUUGAUUUAACACGUUCUAUCAUUUUUUCUUCUUCUUCUUCUUCUUCUAUACACUCAAAUACCUUAGAUUUAUUUUUUUUUUUUCGAUUUUUUUUUCUUUUACGAAAAUAAAAUAAAAUAUACAGCAGAAUACACAUAGUCUCUACAAGAAGAAGAAGGGAUUAAACAAGAAAAUAUGUGUCCACAUGGCGUUACAGUGGCUCAUGGACAAAAAUAAUAAUAUGACUAUAAGCGGCGUUAGUAAAUAGUAUAACUGAAAUGUAAUGCGAAUUUUUUUUAAAGAAAAAUAUUUUUAUCUUGAUUCUACCUGGUAAGAGGUCAUUUUUGAUAUUAUCAUUAUACGCUUGAGUGACAGAAUAUGCGAUCUUAAUCAUAUUAAGUGAUUUGUUCAAAACAAAAGACGUUGAUGAGAGAUACGUACAGAUAAACAUAUUUCGAUUAUCCAAACACAUGGUUGAAGAACUGAAAACCUACAUAUAUAUGUACAUUGUUAUAUUUCUUUAUUCUCUUAGCCGAUUUUUUACAGGUACACACGGAAAAAAAAAGCUUUUCUACAUAAAAGAAAAAUCUUUCAAUUUCUUUUCUAGUUAGUACUCUCUUGAACAUACGAUGAUAACUUCUCGUAUCAUUUUUUUUUGCCUCAUUUUGUUUCUCUUCUUCUCUUUUUGUACAUAUAAAGCUUUGAUGGAAUUAAUUUUAGUGUAAAACUGAAAAAUACACUCAUUUAAAAUAUCUUCUAAAUAUUUGAUUUUUAUAAUGAAUUUUUUACUUUAUCAGAAUUUAAGGUUUUCAUCAAUUAUGCUUAGAAACAAUGUUCUUCUCUGAAUCUGAUAAGUAAAUUUCACAAGUGAUGUAAUUCUAGAAAAAAUAUGUUUGUAUGGCUUCAUUAGUAUUCUAAAUAGGCUCAAGUUUUUCAGUUAUUAUCGUUUUGUGCGCUACGGGAAGUUGAUUGUACAUUUAUAUAUAAAAAUUGCUGUUCUACUACUAUAAUAAUAGGCGACUGUCGUAUGAUCUCUUAUCUACUGUGUGUGCAUGUAUGAUGACCUAAAAACCACAUGUCUCAUUUAUGAUCAUGUUCUCUAAACUUUGUCCAUGAAUAUGACAGCUCUUUUUUUAUUUAAUAUGUCUAUCGGUCGCAUCAGAAUUAGUUUCAUUAAGAUAUAAUUUGUAUAAUAAAUAUAUCAAAAGCAAGGUUAAGUAAUAAAAACAGAAUAAAUGUCAAUUGUGUUGAACAAAUUUUCUUUUUCAAUCUUCUAAUAUCCUUGUUUAUCAAUAACAUUUUUUUGUUUUUCAAUUUAGCUAAGUCAAGAAACGUCAUCUUCUAUCACACAAUCAAUGGAUAAUAAAUUUUUUCGUCAAGUUCCAAAUCGAUUUAUUUCUCAAGAUCAAGCUGAUGCAUGUAAAGUUGAAAAAUUAACAAAUCUAUUCCCUGAAAUGAAAUCAACAAUUGAAUUAGAAAUAUUUAAAAUAAACAAUUUAUCGAGUACAAUCGAACGUUUAUCUCGUAUUUAUCCUGUAUCAACAGCAAUCGAUAUUCGAGACGAUACAUUACAUGUGCUUGUUGGACCCUAUAGUAUUCGUCUGGCACCAGCAUUGUUCGCUGCAUUUCAUCUUAAACAAGUAUCUCAGACAAUUAUGCAAACAACACCGAAAAGAAGAGAACUAACAACAACAGCAGCAGCAACAGAAACAACAACAACAACAGCAGCAGCAACAGAAGCAACAACAACAAAUUCAACAGUGUCAGUCGGAGGGAAACUGCGUUCACAACGUCGACAGCGUGAAGUAGCACUUCGACGUUUUCGUCGUGCUGUUCGAAAAAUUGGACUUGUAAAACAAAUUAUUGAUCGUUUACAAACACCGAGUAUUUUGACACCUAUUAAUCAAUAUGAAUUACAUAAUCAUGGUAUAUACGAAUUAGUUCUAAGACGACAAUCAUCAUCAACAGAUGAUUCUCAGAAGCUAUUCGAACAGAUGAAAGAUUACAAAGAACCAGAUGAACAAAAUCCAUUUUUAGCAUCUAAUUUUAUUAAAAUUACUUCGCUUUUAAAUUUACUUGGUUCAUCUACCACACAACAACCACAACCACAACCACAACUACAACAGCCACAACUACAACAGCCACAAGAAGAGAAAGCAGAAAAAAUCAAUUUUAUUAAGUCUAAUACGACAGUACCACUAGUGAUAGAAAAAGAUUUAAACGAAAACGAGAGAUCUACACCUUAUGAAAUUAAUUCGAAUGAACUAACUGAAAACUUAUUAGACUUAUCCAGUAACGAUUCUACAAAUCAUUCUUCUGUAAUAAAUCACUUGUUAGCUCCAGUGUCGUCUUCCUCAACACCACCUUUGUCAACUAUCACCACCACCCUGUCAACAAGUCGAGAGAGUUUUGGUGCAUCAAAAGCACAAGCUAUAUUAAGUGAACAGAGCAGAACAAACAGUACGGACAAUUCGUAUAACGAUACACCUUUAUCGACAAGUUUUAACAACAAUACAACAACACUUCUUACAUCAAUCGAACCUAUUACUCGAUUUGAACAACCACUCGAUCAACAUUCAUCAUUAAUUCCGACUGAUGAAGAUAGUCUAAUUAAUAAUAUAUCCAAUAUACUUACAAAUCAUUUAAUGUUUAAAAAAAAUUAUGAUACAAUUAAUGAUUCAUCAAUUACAGAUUCGGGUAUAUCUUUAAAUACAAAUAGUGGUCGAGAAAAAACUACUUAUGAUUUUGGUCGAAUAAUACAACGAAUUAAAAUGACUGUUGAACAAAAAUUAUUUGAAAAUGAUGUUGAUCAACAAUUAAAAUCGACAAACGAUAAUUCACCAUCUUCGAUACCACUUGUAAAUGAUAAUAGUCAUUCAAUAUCGAAACAUAAUGGAAUAGUAAAUAGACGACAACAAUUACUUGCAUUACAUGCCGUUUCAUGUCAUGAAACACAUUCAGAUGAUUACUAUGAUAUUAUAGAGAAUAAUGUGGAUAAAAAUAAUAAUAAUACCAAUACCGAAAAUAAAGAAAAAUUAUUAAUAAAACAUCAAAAUUGGAGUUUAAAAUCCCAUUCAUUUGAUAUGACCAAUUCAAGUGAUUCUGAAUUAAAUGAUGCAACAUCAUGCGAUGCUGAAAAAAUCCACAUGACUUCUCAAUUUAUAAGUAAAGGUGUACAAACCGAUCCUCGUAUUAAAAAUUCAUCUCGAUCACGAUUUCUUGACAAAAUUCGUUUAUAUAUUGAUUCAUGUAUUCGUCAUCGAGAAGAGCUAUUUAAUCAGUAUAAUAUUUCAAAUUCAUAUUAUGAACAACAUUAUACAAACAUGCACGAAAUUCAACGAGUUGAAUAUCGUGAUUUAUUAAAUGUUCGAAAUGAAAUAUUAAAUCGCUUUGAUUGGGUUAUUAUUGAAAUGGAAAAUAUUAGCGAUAAUUUACGACUACAUCAGAUAACAAUUUCGGAUGCCGAACUAUUCAUUCAUCGUCCAUUAGUACAAGAAGUUAUUGAAUCAUCGUUAAUUGCAAAUGAAAAUAAAUCUAGUCAAAAUCUAGCAGUUAUAACUGCUCCAAAUGAACAAGAAUGGCAAAUGUAUAAUCGAGAUCUUCGAGAGACAAAAGAUGAUCUGGAAUAUAUUGGCACACUUGUUCAGCGAGGAAUAUCGAAGGUGUAUAACAUUUAUCAGUGUUGUUAUCGUAUUCAAAUGCACAUAAAUACGACUCAUAAUCCAAUAUAUUUGAAUAGUGACAAUGACAAUGAUACUGUUCAAACAAAAGCGCCCAUAGUGAAUAAUCCCAAUAAUAGCUUAACGUUAAUAACACCAGUUGAAUAUACUGAUGUUUAUAGUGUUCGAUCUUAUUCAAAAAGUAUUCGAUCAUAUAUGGUUGACAUACAACAAGUAGAUGAAGAACAUAAACAAGUAUUAGAAAAUUUAUGUCCAGAUAUGUGA
Didymodactylos carnosus is the source of this 7387-nucleotide messenger RNA. Lineage: Eukaryota; Metazoa; Rotifera; Eurotatoria; Philodinida; Philodinidae. The record is from the annotation of a GenBank genome assembly.